Fraxinus pennsylvanica is the source of this 534-nucleotide messenger RNA. NCBI's taxonomy places the organism in Eukaryota, Viridiplantae, Streptophyta, Magnoliopsida, Lamiales, Oleaceae. The record is from the annotation of a GenBank genome assembly.
AUGAAUAUAUCGAAUUCCGAAUGCAGUAGUGGAUGUGAGUCAGGAUGGACUAUGUACUUGGAUCAACUUUCCAAUUCCACAAAUCAUUACAACAGGGCUUCUGAUAACUAUAGUUAUCGAGAAAAAGGAGCAUAUGUUUAUGAUGGUCAAGAAGAUGAAAACCUGUCUAUGGUGUCUGAUGCAUCUUCAGGGCCUCCACAAUUUCAAGACGACUGUGAAAACUACGUGUCCGAUGAACAGAAAAAGAACAGCAACCAGAAAAAGAAAAUGAAACAGAAAAGAGGAAAGCAACAGAAUUUGUAUCUUGAUGAUACUGCUAGCUCCCCUAUGUUUCAUUUCUGCAAGGACAAUGUAGCUUAUUCUGAUAUUCACACUUCAAUGGAACAUGCUCCUGGUUUCUCACAAGGCCUUCCAGCCCCAGAUUUUGAGGCUGACUCAAUUGCAAAGAAGCAUUUUGGUUUCUUCAAAUCAUCAGCUGAAGGGAAAAAAGCGUCUGGAAAAUCCAGCAGUUUUCUUGGAAAAAAGAGGCAGUAA